CAAAAAAAGCCAGGAGAGAUGGAAACCCGCUAGUCGCCAAUCCUGGGAUAUGGCCCGAAGGGAUACUCCACUCUCCUUUCCACUGCACGACUUAUCUCGCCUUAGAGUGUUUCCCCGCACAGAAAGAAAAGAAAGAGAAAAAAAAUGAUUGUGUAAAAAAAAGGGUCAUAAUGCCAGCGACGUUGAUAAAUGAACACCCGUCCCCCCAAUAGUACGCCUGGAUUGCAAAAAGACCCAGGCCAGCCACCAUGAGGAUUCUCUCGCGUCUCUGAUAACCUGACUCCUUAACUUGUCCUGCUUCGGUGGUGAUAAAUUGGCUCUCAGCCUGCAAGGUUACACAGCAGAUCUACCCUCUGCGGUCCUCUGCCAGUCCCUUACAAUUUCUGACUAGUCGUGGAUCUAAGAUUCUUUUCUACACGCAAAGAGAGGAAUCGCUCGCUGUGGGUUGAUUCCAGAGUAUCCUCAACGAGACUCGAUCACCACGUAAAAUUGGAAAGGAGAGUUCAACCUCCAUUCUAGAACAUCAUGGCCGACAAAGCGUCCGAGGCCAACAAUGUCUCGGUAAGUACGACCCAGCAUCUUCAUCAAGAUCCGGCGCUGCACCCUGAGCACCAGCAUCACCAUGAGCAUCAUCACCAUACCGCCUUUGCAGAGCAAGGCCGUGAGGAUGAAGUAGUCUAUUCCAAAGACACGGCGUUCGAGAAGGGUAUCGUGCCUGAACCAUCGCCCCUCGAUCAUGGCAGCCAGGGCCAUAGCCAGGCUUCGAAAGAUGAAGAGACAGGCGAGACUAGUCCUGCUCCUCGUCCAUGGCACCGACGCGCGGUGAAGCACUGGAGACAUGCUUUCCAUGCGGCGAUCUGGAUCCUGUUCACCGGCUGGUGGAUCACCGGCCUCGUCUUGCAUCGACAUGACCUAGGCUGGUUAAUUCCAUUCCUACUAUACCUGGCCAUCACCCUCCGCCUAAUCUUCUUCUACAUCCCCAUCACCAUCAUCACCCGGCCGAUGUACUUCAUCUGGAACAAAACCGCGACGCCAAUUGUCAACGCUAUUCCGGAGAAAUUCCGCACUCUCCUCGGCGCCGUAGUCUGCGUCGGCGUUAUCCUAAUCGGAUCAUUCGCCUCGCCCGAAUCAGCCGACAACACGCGCGCGAAUCGCGCCGUCAGUCUCUUCGGCUUGGUCGUCUUCAUCUUCGUGUUGUGGUUGACAUCCCGUAACCGCAAGAAGAUCGUCUGGCACACGGUCAUCGUGGGAAUGCUAGUGCAAUUUAUUAUUGCGCUGUUCGUCCUGCGGUCUACGGCCGGAUACGACAUUUUCAACUUUAUCUCCCUGCUCGCUCGUAAACUGCUCGGUUUCGCCACGGAUGGUACCGUUUUCCUGACGGCGCAGAACUUCUAUGAUCUAGCUAGCCCGAUUCAGCCCGCGAAUUGGUUCUUGAUUAGCGUUAUUCCGGCUAUCAUCUUCUUCGUUUCCAUCGUGCAGUUGCUCUACUACACCAGUAUCCUGCAGUGGUUCAUCUCCAAAUUCGCCGUCUUCUUCUUCUGGUGCAUGCGAGUUUCCGGUGCCGAGGCCGUCGUCGCUGCUGCAUCUCCCUUCAUUGGGCAAGGCGAGUCGGCGAUGUUGAUCAGACCGUUCAUCGCGCAUCUGACAAUGGCCGAACUGCAUCAAGUCAUGUGCUCGGGUUUCGCGACUAUCGCCGGUAGUGUCUUGAUCGCGUACAUCACGAUGGGCGUGAACCCGCAGGCAUUGGUUUCCUCGUGUGUCAUGAGUAUCCCUGCCUCACUGGCGUGCUCGAAACUGCGUUGGCCCGAGGAAGAAGAGAGUCUUACUGCUGGUCGGGUCGUCAUUCCUGAUAACGAGGAACACCGCGCGGCUAAUGCGCUGCACGCUUUCGCCAACGGAGCUUGGUUGGGUCUUAAGAUUGCCGCGAUGAUUGGCUCGACUUUGCUAUGCAUCAUCUCGUUGAUCGGUCUUAUCAAUGGUCUCCUCACUUGGUGGGGUCAUUACCUGAGUAUCAAUGAUCCCGAGUUGACCCUGGAGCUCAUUCUCGGAUACCUCUGUUACCCGAUUGCGUUCCUGCUGGGUGUUUCGCGAGAUGGAGAUUUGCUCAAGGUGGGCCAACUAAUUGGUCUGAAGCUGGUCUCGAACGAAUUUGUCGCCUACAACGCCCUUCAAAAUGUCAAAACCUACGCCGACCUCUCGGAUCGCUCGCGUCUGAUCGCCACCUAUGCCCUCUGUGGAUUUGCCAACAUAGGCUCGCUGGGUAACCAGAUUGGUGUCUUGUCCCAGAUCUCGCCCGGUCGUAGUGGUGAUGUGUCCCGGGUGGCCGUCAGUGCUAUGCUCACGGGUGCGAUUAGUACUUUCACCAGUGCGACAAUUGCGGGUCUGCUCAUCACGGAUGAGAAGCAGUAUUUCACCUCGGCAUCGUAGUUGAACGAGGCCGUGUAUAUGUCAUACAUCACAUGAUAGUUGACUUUUUGUGUUAAUAUCCUGAGUCUCCGUCCACGGCUUCGAAGUUGAAGCCCUGCUGCCUUGAUCACAAUAUAUCCAAGGUCCUUUGCGGAUGGCACCAUUUACCAUAUCAACACUCGGGAAACCCAGCGAUUAUGAGAGACCUACAUGACCGAUGAAUUACCUCGUUACAUAAUUCCACAGAGAUAAUACAACGCAAGAGAUUAUAUCCUCGAAAGAAAAACUCAAAGCAACACGCGCCUGUACUUUAAUGCGUGUCAUAAAGAUAAACCAGAGACAGAAUACGUGCGCCCAUAAACAAUGAGAACCGACAACUCCAAGCCCGUUUAUAAUGGGCCAUUAUGCAUGUGCAUCGCGCCGCAUGUCUGCCGAGACGAAGGAGACAUCCGAGAGACCGCCCGAUGCCAAAUAUAGAAUCCUAAACCGUGCAAGAGGGGGAGUAUCUACUCAUCGUCGAGAUCCCGGUGGCGGGCCAGGACGUGCUUCUUGAACUCUGCUUUGUCAGAGUCCCAGAGCUCGGCGGCUUGGGCGUUCAGAGGGCUCGCACUAUCGUCUAUUGUUAGUGACUGAAACUUCGCGGAAGAAUAACCCUGGCAAUUGGGCCAAGACCGGCUUACUUGUUGGGUUCACCCAGGAGACUUUGCAAACUCAGAAGCACGCUCUGGACAUUGUACACGGCGCUCCAUUUAUCCUUGAGGAUAUCCAAGCAGAUCCGGCCGGAGAAGUCGACGUUGGGGUGGUAGAUGGGGGUCUUGAAGAGGACGGUUGGCGGAGAGUAGGGGUAGUUGUUAGGGAAGGCAAAGGAGAGCUUUAGCGUCAACCCUUCAUAGGGAGUCUCCGUAGGGCCGGUGAUGGUUGCCGUCCAUGAGAGGAGGUUGCCGUCAGCGUCUGGGAAGGCAGAAAUACCGGGCGAGGGCGCCAUCAUGAGCUGCAUCAGCUCGGCUUGUAGGCUAUACGGUCAAAGAGAGAUAGUGAGCACAUGACCCUGUUAAUCCGAGUUGUCCGUGACGGGCGGGAUAACGAACCGCUUGGUAACGCUUUGAGUGUCACUGCGCUGUCCAGCGCCACUCAGCUUGGUAGCUUCCAGGGUCUCGGGCACCGAGUUCUGAGUAUCCUCCAUCGUGUAGUCCAUAGUGAAAAGAGAGGGAGAGUCUCCGUGAGAGCCUAACGGUCCGAUAAAGCAGUGGUCUGGAAGGCUGCAGGUUCGCGGGCCGUCCGUGGAAUGCGAGUAACUUGUUGCUGUCUGGAAUGACGACGGAUCCGAAACAACAGUGGACCCACCACUACCAAAAGCGACGAGAAGAGAUGGAGAUGAAAUGGAAGAUGGAACAAUAGAAGAGAUGGAUAGCACGAGAAUUAUGGGAUGCCAGAGGGGAAAUAAGGGUGACGAUGGAGCAGACAAAGAAAAGAGGAAGCGAGAAAACGCUAAGUGCCGGCUGGUUUUUUGGUUGGUUUUGUUUACUCGCCGCCCCCCGGCAACGCGAAAUGGCCCCCGCUUGUGCUGCGAACUGGUAUCACUGAACACUACAGAGUUGGGAG
Molecule: messenger RNA, 4008 nt
Organism: Penicillium brasilianum
Lineage: Eukaryota; Fungi; Ascomycota; Eurotiomycetes; Eurotiales; Aspergillaceae
Source: the annotation of a GenBank genome assembly